UGCCACUCCUAAGGUUUAUUUAAUAUAAUUCAGGUGGGGCUUCUCGCUCCCUGGUGAUGACUUAAAGAAAAACUAAGACACUCGGAGAUGUACCACCAGCCUCUUCAGCCUCUAGGAACUACGAUCUCCAGUUAGGCAUCUCCAACUUCUAAGUAGACACUCCAAUGGAAACUAUUAGCAAUAUCUUUCACAAUGACCCUCUCCCACCUCUAGGAGCAAGAGCAAACCAAUCUAUCAAGCUGAGGAAAUUCAUCAUCUCACCAUAUGAUAGCCGUUACAGGACCUGGGAGACGUUCUUGCUCGUGCUUGUUGUUUAUUCAGCAUGGAUCUGCCCCUUUGAACUAGCAUAUCUAAGGAAUCUCUCCUGGAAGAUUUUUCUGGUCGACAAUAUUGUUGACAGCUUCUUUGCAAUGGAUAUUAUUCUCACAUUUUUCCUAGCGUAUCUGGAUCGGAAGUCUUACAUUCUAGUGGAUGAUCCAAAAAGGAUAGCUGCUAGAUAUCUCUCUUCCUGGUUCCUAUUUGACGUCUGUUCAACAAUUCCAUAUCAAUUGCUUGGGAGAAUAUUUAAAAAGCAUGAAAAUGGUCUUGCUUAUAGGCUACUUAGCAUGCUUCGACUAUGGCGUCUCCGGCGCCUCAGUGAAUUAUUUGCCAGGCUCGAAAAAGAUAUCCGAUUGAAUUACUACUGGAUAAGGUGCACAAAACUAAUUUCUGUUACACUUUUUGCAGUACAUUGUUCAGGAUGCUUCAAUUACUUAAUAGCUGAUAGAUACCCGGAUCCAGCAAGAACAUGGAUUGGAGCAGCAAUACCAAACUACAGAUCAGAAAGUCUGUGGAUUCGAUAUGUUACGGCAAUUUAUUGGUCCAUAACAACACUCACAACAACUGGUUAUGGGGAUUUGCAUGCAGAGAAUCCAAGAGAGAUGUUAUUUAGCAUAUGUUACAUGCUAUUUAACCUGGGAUUGACAGCAUACCUCAUAGGUAACAUGACAAAUCUGGUCGUCCAAGGAAGUUGCCGGACCAGGAAUUUUAGGGACACAAUCCAUGCCGCCUCUCAAUUUGCUGCAAGAAAUCAGUUACCUGAACACAUUAAGGAUGAGAUGCUAUCUCAUAUCUGCCUAAGAUACAAAACAGAAGGGCUGAAACAGAAGGAAACAUUGGAUAGUCUCCCCAAGGGAAUCCGUUCGAGCAUAGCGGUCAACUUAUUCUUACCUGUUAUAAAAAAAGUCUAUCUUUUCCAUGGUGUUUCAUUUACUUGCAUGCUCCAACUGGUAACUGAAAUGGAAGCAGAGUACUACCCACCAAGAGAAGCUGUCAUACUCCAAAAUGAAGCACCAAGAGAUAUUUACAUAUUAGUUUCAGGAGCGGUGGAAGAACGGAUGGAAAUUGAUGGAACAGAAAAGGUCCAGGAAGUACUGUGCGGUGGUGAAAUCUUUGGAGAAAUUGGAGGUCUCUGCAGCAUUCCCCAGCCAUGUACCUUCCAUACAAUUAAAGUUUCACAACUAUUAAGGCUGAAUACAACAGUGCUAAAAACCAUAUUCAAGGGAAACAGUGAUGACAGACGAGUUAUACUGAACAAUCUUUGCCAGAAGAUGAAUCAGGAUCACAGGUUCUCUACCGAGGUGAAGGAAAAAUCUUUGCAGAUGCUACAUCAACACUUUGGAGAGUACAGUAGAUGUUCUUCAUUCAAUCAAGACAAUGAGAAGAAUGAAUUAAAAGCUAACAAUGGUCAUUCUAUGGCUUUAGAAUGGAAAAGAGUAACAAUACAUAUGUAUUCACAGAGGAACAAAAGAGCAGAGGCACCUCGUGCGAAAGUUAUAAAUCUACCAGGAUCUCUUGAUGAACUUUUCACCACAGCUUGGGAUGUGUUACCUAAUACAGACAAUCCCUCGUACCAGUUCAAGUCAUAAUUAAUCCCAGACACAAGUAUGAGGGACUGUCUGUACAAGUAAUCCGAGAUGGUGACCAUCUGUUUUUUGUGGAACUUUGAAUAAGGAUGCUUGAAAUCAGCAAACGAUGCAAAGAACUGCAGAUGAGGUAUGUAGUACGAGUAUAUACAUAACCUACCUUUGAGAAGGUGCUAGAUUAAGAUACCAGUGAUCACUAAUCAGCCAUGAGGCAACUUGGUAUAAUAAUCAAAAAAAUUCCACCUUAGGGUCUUGGGAUGGUUCGAGUUGCAGUAGUGUAGUUACAUAUAAUUUUAUUUUAGAAUAUUAUAGAUUUUUGAAGCGAUGUAGUGUCUAUUCCUGUUGACCAAAUGUUGGAUCAUGGCAGAGGGCAGCCCUCUGUGGUCUGUGAAGUUUGUAAUUAUAGUGUAAUGAAGAUGCUACAUUUUCUUGGAACAGAUAUUAGAGUCACUUAAGUCUUUCUCCCAGGAUCUUUUUUUUUUUGUCAAAAAUGAUGAUGUAAACAUGACAUGAGCGUGCAUUUUAGAAAAGUUGCCA
This is a messenger RNA of Oryza brachyantha (malo sina), 2441 nucleotides long. RefSeq names its product potassium channel KAT2. The coding region runs from base 165 to 1907 and encodes 580 amino acids. Gene Ontology annotation, molecular function: voltage-gated potassium channel activity. The record is from RefSeq and is a predicted model, not a curated record. Gene Ontology annotation, cellular component: membrane. The transcript has 12 exons. Gene Ontology annotation, biological process: potassium ion transport; transmembrane transport. Lineage: Eukaryota; Viridiplantae; Streptophyta; Magnoliopsida; Poales; Poaceae.